AUGAGUCAGAUAGAGAAGCACAUACACAGAGCUGAGCGGGCUAGAGGCCUCAGGGACCAAAAAUACCGACUGAUCCCUCAGAAAAUUUCAAAUGAGAUGUUUCCCCCAAAAUCAUUAGUGCCAGAGGACGAAAAGAAUAAAAACAUCCAGAAAACACACAAAACCAUACCCAAAAAGCCUAAAGUAGAGUGGGCGAAGGAGCAGAUGAAACAACACAAAGACCGGAUGAUGAGAGGCAGAGCGCUCACCGAGCAGAGAAAGGACCAAAAUAAGAUGCCAAUGUUAACCAGCCACACCCGCCCUCACUUAAAACCCAAAGGGAAGAAAAAGGAAAAGAAAGAGUUUGAAAAGGUCAUAGCUUAUCCCAUCUACCAGCCUUCCAACGAAUCACUUAUAGAAGUGACAGUUCUGAUGGAAAAGUCGAAGGCGGAAAACGUACAAAAACCACUCCAAAGGGAACUCCUGAGUAUGCCACCAUUUUUGAAAAGUCAACUAAAGAGAAAUAAAAAGCUUAAGCCAUCUCCUUGA
Rattus rattus (black rat) is the source of this 528-nucleotide messenger RNA. RefSeq lists its product as uncharacterized. The transcript has a single exon. The record is from RefSeq and is a predicted model, not a curated record. The coding region runs from base 1 to 528 and encodes 175 amino acids. NCBI's taxonomy places the organism in Eukaryota, Metazoa, Chordata, Mammalia, Rodentia, Muridae.